AUGUCUCAUGUGGAUGAAGCAGCCCGCCGGCUGUCCCAAACUGGGACAACCCUUUAUGCAGUGCUGGAGCUUAAGAAGGGCGCCUCACCUGAAGACAUCAAAAAGGCCUACAGGAAACUGGCCUUGAAGUAUCAUCCAGACAAGAAUCCAGGGAACACUCAAGCAGCAGAAAUAUUCAAAGAGAUCAACACAGCCCACUCCAUACUGAGCGACCCUAAGAAGCGGAAAAUCUACGACAAGCAUGGUUCAUUGGGAAUAUAUUUAUAUGACCACUUUGGUGAAGAAGGUGUCAGAUACUAUUUUGUGAUGAAUAGUUGUUGGUUCAAGACGCUUGUCCUCCUGUGUAUUCUGCUCACCUGUUGCUGCUGCUGCUGCUGCUGCUGCUUUUGCUGUGGAACACUUAAGCCGCCACCCGAGGAGGAGUUGAGGAGAAAAUACCAGCAGGACGUCCAUACUCAGCCUAAGAGAUCAGGUGCUGACCCAAUGAAGGUGCCUUUUGCUGCCCAGUCUACUGGAUACAUUGAAGAGAAGAGCAAGUAG
This is a messenger RNA of Molossus molossus (Pallas's mastiff bat), 540 nucleotides long. It is a transcript of the gene DNAJC5G, whose product is annotated as DnaJ heat shock protein family (Hsp40) member C5 gamma. The record is from RefSeq and is a predicted model, not a curated record. NCBI's taxonomy places the organism in Eukaryota, Metazoa, Chordata, Mammalia, Chiroptera, Molossidae. The coding region runs from base 1 to 540 and encodes 179 amino acids. The transcript is spliced from 4 exons.